GGAAAGAAGAAGAAGAGGAUGAUGGAAACCAUGGGAAGGAGGAGAAGAAGCAGCAGCAGUAGCAGAAUCUCAACAUCUCUCUUCCUCCUCCUCCUCUUCUCCACCUCCAUCGCAUCUAUCUCCGCCGGCGGCGAUCACUGGCCAGGAUGGAUUCCUCUACAAUCAGGUUGCAGGGGGACGAUCGCCGAUUGCAUCGCCGGAGAGGAGUUCGAUCUAUCAUCAGAAUCUAGCCGGAGAAUCCUGGCGACUUCCAGCUAUAUCAGCUACGACGCGCUGAAGCGCGGAAGUGUGCCCUGUUCUCGCCGCGGGGCCUCUUAUUAUAAUUGCCGUCCUGGAGGGGAAGCCAAUCCCUAUUCUCGUGGAUGUUCGGCGAUUACUCGUUGCAGGGGUUAAGAACCCGUUCCCCCCUUUCUGAUUCUUCUUAUAAUCCAUUGAUUUGGGGUUUUUGUAUGGGAAUUUGGGAUUUCGAUGGUUCGAUCUUUGGAUUUGAGAUGUAAUUUCGUCUUCUUUUUUU
Phalaenopsis equestris is the source of this 514-nucleotide messenger RNA. Its product is annotated as rapid alkalinization factor-like. The coding region runs from base 19 to 393 and encodes 124 amino acids. The transcript has a single exon. The record is from RefSeq and is a predicted model, not a curated record. Lineage: Eukaryota; Viridiplantae; Streptophyta; Magnoliopsida; Asparagales; Orchidaceae.